Zonotrichia leucophrys gambelii is the source of this 2967-nucleotide messenger RNA. It is a transcript of the gene OTUD6B, whose product is annotated as OTU deubiquitinase 6B. Gene Ontology annotation, biological process: protein deubiquitination. The transcript is spliced from 7 exons. Gene Ontology annotation, molecular function: cysteine-type deubiquitinase activity. NCBI's taxonomy places the organism in Eukaryota, Metazoa, Chordata, Aves, Passeriformes, Passerellidae. The record is from RefSeq and is a predicted model, not a curated record. The coding region runs from base 66 to 974 and encodes 302 amino acids.
GAGCUCCCGCCUCCCGCCGGGGUCGGGGGUCAGCCGCGCCCGCCGGCUGCGGGCGCCCAUGGAGGAUGGAGGGCUCGGAGGACGAGGAGCCGGGGUCCGAGGGGCCGCUGCAGCAGCUGCUGAAGCGGCAGCGCAAGGAGAAGCGGGAGCUCCAGGCAAAAAUUCAAGGCAUGAAAAAUGCUGUUCCCAAGAAUGAUAAGAAGAGACGAAAACAGCUGGCAGAUGAAGUAGCCAAACUAGAGGCAGAACUUGAAAAGAAGCACAAAGAGGAAUUGAAGCAGCUGAAGGAAGCUUCACCUGAACAGAAUAAGACAGAUUCCAUAGCUGAUGGGGUUGCAAAUAUAGAGCUUGAAGGAGUAGAGCAGCAGACUCAGCAUCAUCGAAUAUCAAAAGCACAGAAGAGGCGGGAGAAAAAAGCUGCUUUGGAGAAAGAAAGAGAAGAAAGAAUAGCUGAAGCUGAGAUACAAAAUUUAACUGGUGCUAGACAUCUUGAAAGUCAGAAACUUGCCUGCCUAUUGGCAGCAAGGCACUUAGAGAUUAAACAAAUCCCUUCAGAUGGCCAUUGCAUGUACAGAGCUAUUGAAGAUCAGCUCAAGGAUCACCAAAAUUCCUGGACUGUUGCAACUCUGAGGAGCCAAACAGCAAAGUAUAUGCAAAGUCACUGUGAUGACUUCUUGCCUUUUCUUACAAACCCUAAUACUGGAGAUAUGUAUAGCAGAGAGGAAUUUGAGAAAUACUGUGAUGAUAUAGCAAAUACAGCUGCAUGGGGAGGUCAGCUGGAACUAAGGGCUUUGUCACACAUUUUACAAACACCUAUUGAAGUAGUGCAGAUGGAUUCUCCUCCCAUUGUUGUUGGUGAAGAGUAUUCAGGCAAACCAAUAACACUUGUGUAUAUGAGGCAUGCCUAUGGAUUAGGAGAACAUUACAAUUCUGUGAAAGUUCUGACAGACACUGCUACAGAGAACAGCAGCUAGCAUACAGAAGUUGUACAUUCACAUGGAUAACAGUUGCAUCGUGAUGUGUUGGGCUCCAGGAAAUUCCCAGUAAGACUGGAAAGUAAAUGGCAUGGAUUAGAAAGUAAAAAAAAAAAAAAUACGAAAUACAAGACCCUGCAAGAUUUGACUAUAAAUCAGACAUGGCUCCUGAUUUGUAACAAAACCAAACCAAAACCACACAACAAUAUUUUGAACGUAUUGGUAUUAAUUAUGUUUUGAAGAUUUUCUGUAAAAUGGUGGCUGUGUAGAUCAGGUUUUUUUCAAUAGAGCUUCCUCCCAAUACUGCAGAGAAAAUAUCAAGUGGUAAAAAUUCGUUUUGGUUAAUCUGCAUUUCUGCUGAAAAUUUUAGGUUACCUGAAGGUCCCUGUUCCAUUAUUUCUGUCAGAUUUUCAUGCUAAUGGAAGAGUUCAGGCAUUUGAAAGAACUGAUUGUAUUUUGCUUAUGGAAUAUUAUCUGCAGUGUUUCUCUAGUCCUAUUAGGAUCUAAUUUCAACAAUGUAGUAUUGAUUCCCUUCUUUAUUUGGGCAGAGAAGAUGAGGAGGUAAAUCCAGCAGCAGAAUAUCUUGGCUUGGCUGAAGGAAUUGCACGAUCUUUUUAAAGACUUCCAUGUAAGAUGUUUACCAAGGGUCUUUGUAGGGGUUUUUUGAGUUGGCAGUAGGAAUCCAACUCUUGUGCAUUGUUAUUUAUGACAGUACAUGACUGCACUGUCAGUGCAAGUUAACUGCACUGUUCAUUCUCCAUAGUCUUUCAGCUGUGCAUUUCGGUGAAUGCGAAAUCUUCAGAGCUUCUCAGUGUCCUCACUUGAGGUACUGAAACUCAUCUGAAUUUACAAUUUCUGGAUCUGCUGAUCUAAGCACUUUGUCAUCUAAAGUGUGAUGUUUUAUAAUGCUUAAAACAGCUGGUUGCACACAAGCUGUAGAAAUAAUCACCUUGGGUUUUAUCAGUAACCAAAGGUGAUCUGGAAAAGAGUUAAGUUUAUUUUAAUUGCUUCUUAUGAUGCACAGAGACUUGAAAGGUUUUAAUAUGGCUUGACUUUUUACAUUAGAAAUGUAGAUUGUUGUCUGUAAAUGUGACUUCAAAAUGAGGAGCAUACUGAAACCAAAAUUUUAAUGCAAAUGUUUUUUAACAAGGGAUAUUGUUAAUUUUUAAAAAGCCUUAGUCAAUAAAAGUAUUGUAUCUUACUGCUGCUGAGUUGGUUUGGAGAAAAGUGGUUCAUGAAGAGAUUAAACACCUUUGCCCUGGUUUGAGGAUUAUGACCUAACAGUGUGUAUCUUGUAGUCCUUCAGUAAAGCUAGCCUGCAGACUUACAUUCCUGGAACUUAGAGAAGUCUGCUCUUACUUAAGAGGGAGAUAAGUGAUCACUUUGUGGGUCAGAUUAUGUCUGGAUUAAAGCACUUUGAGAGAGAGGGAGUAAAAAAAUACCAGAUAAUUACAGCAAGAGUUUUUGGACAGCAGUCUUUAGGCUGGUGCCUGCCAGGAAAACAAAGUAUUAACCAGAUCAGGAGUUUUUACAUUCUUAUUUAUCUGUUAAAGUGUCAUAAAUAUAGCUGGUUUAUGUACCAAACCAGCUGGCUUACUUUAAAAUUUGAUUGUAUAAAAUGAUGGUUUUAAUUCAAAGAAAGAAUAGGAUACAACAGCAUGGAAACAAUGUUUCUAUUCAUAAUGCCAUUAAAAAUUUCACUAAAAAUAAUAAAAAGUACUCUUCUCUGCAUUGCUUAGAAUUGAUGUGAUAUAAAAUGUACAUGCUGCAUUUUAUAGAUACACAGUUCUUUGGUUUAUUUGGGUUUCAGUUUUGUUUGAUUAAUUCAGAGAGAAAAGAUGCCAGAAUUGGGGAACACCUGUACCAAGAGUUUGUCAUGUUGAAGAUGUUUACAGUUUGUAUAAAGUUAAAUAAUUUAAUAUAGUGAGUGAAAGAUCCUUGCUUAUGCUAUAUGGGACUUGCCAAAAAGUAAUAAAUUGGUUUAUUUGUGGCA